AUGUCGCCCAUUGCUUGCCUUUCGACAAGAUCGAUUCUCGUCGACGUCGACGACGUCAACAACCACAACAACGCCGCCGACAAGAGCCCUCCCCACGAAGCCAAGGCGCGCAAGGCCAAGGCUGCCCAACAAAAGGGAUCUGCCAGUGGCAGCGAGCUGUCCCACCGCGGCCAGACGGUGCCCGGCUGGGAGCUGACGGUGGGCAUCGAGAUCCACGCGCAGCUGAACACGGCGCACAAGCUGUUUUCGAGCGCGCAGGCCACGAGCCCGCUGUCGGAGAGCGAGCCGAACGCGCCGGCGCACGUGGCCUUCUUUGACGUGGCGCUGCCCGGCGCCCAGCCCAUCUUCCAGCCGGCGACGCUGAUCCCGGCGAUCCGCGCGGCGCUUGCGCUCGGGUGCACCAUCCAGCCGGUCAGCCGGUUCGACCGCAAGCACUACUUCCACUGGGACCAGCCGGCCGGGUACCAGCUGACGCAGUACUACGAGCCGCUGGCGCGCGACGGGCACGUCGACCUGUACAGGGACCGCGACGGGAUCGCGGCCGAGGACGGCGACCACGUGCGGGUGGCGAUUGUGCAGGUGCAGAUGGAGCAGGACACGGCCAAGACGGUGGCGCAGCCCGGCGGGGUGCACUGGCUCGACUACAACCGGGUGGGCAUGCCGCUGGUGGAGAUUAUCACGGCGCCGCAGCUGCACCACCCGGCGACGGCGGCGGCGUUUGUGCGCAAGGUGCAGCAGCUGCUUGUGGCGGCGGAUGCGUGCACGUCGGGGCUGGAGGCGGGCGGGCUGCGGGCGGACGUGAAUGUGUCGGUCCGAAGGGUCGCCGGCGGCGACAGCGAGCGCAGCGAGGACAAGGCAGACACAGCACGUCUCGGGGUCCGCACCGAGAUCAAGAACCUCAACAGCUUCCGCGCGGUCGAGGACGCCAUCAUUGCCGAGCGCAACCGCCAAAUCGCAGCCAUCGUGGCGGCCGAAGCCGCGGGCCACGCGUCCCCCCGCGACGCCAUUGUCAGCGAAACACGCGGCUGGACCCCGCCGGCGUUUGCCGGCGACGAGGGCAAGACGCACCGGCUGCGCGGCAAAGAGGGCGAGGUGGACUACCGCUACAUGCCGGACCCCGACUUGGGGCCCGUGGUGAUUGACGAGGCCCUGGUCCAGUUUCUGCAGCUGACGCUGGGCGCGUCACCGGACGCAGAAAUGGACGACUUGAUCGACAACUUUGGGCUGUCGCCGACGGACGCGGCGGCGCUGAUGGCGCUGGACGGCGGCGGGCGGGCGCAGUACUAUUACGACGUGGUGGAGGCGGUGGAGCAGCGGCUGGCGGCGGCGGCGACAGGGGCCGCCCCUGGGGUGGAGGUCCGCGCGUUUGUGGCCAACUGGGUGCUGCACCAGCUGGGGCGUCUGACGUCGGACCGCAACGCCAGCUUCAACAUCGGCGACGACGCUGCUGCUGCCGCCGCCACCGCCACCGCCACCACCACCUCGCUCGACAUGACCCCCGAAGGCCGCUGCCGCAUCCCCGUGGCGUGUCUGGCCGACAUCCUGGCCUACCGCUACCAGGGCCGCAUCACGGCCGGCGUGGCCAAGGAGCUGCUCUUUGCCGUGUUCCGGGGGGACGUCACAGACACGGACGGAGGGCCGUCGGUGACCGACGCCAUUGCGGCCGAGCGUCUCUGGUUCGACGAGAUCUCCGCAGACGAGUACGCCGCGCUCGCGCAAGAGGCCAUUGCCGACGAGGCAAAGACGCUCAAGCAGUUUGCAUCCCCGGCGGCCCAGAAGAAGUACCCGCACGGCAAGCUCCAGUAUCUGGUGGGCAAGCUGCUGCGGCUGGGGCCCGAAGGCCGGACCGACCCGCAGAACGCCGAAGCAGCAGUGCGGGCGGCGGUGGCCAAAUGGGUGGAGGACAGCCAGCGCCGAUCGGCAUGA
Molecule: messenger RNA, 1926 nt
Organism: Sporothrix brasiliensis 5110
Lineage: Eukaryota; Fungi; Ascomycota; Sordariomycetes; Ophiostomatales; Ophiostomataceae
Product: aspartyl-tRNA(Asn)/glutamyl-tRNA (Gln) amidotransferase subunit B
Exons: 2
Coding region: 1-1926 (641 amino acids)
Biological process (GO): mitochondrial translation; glutaminyl-tRNAGln biosynthesis via transamidation
Molecular function (GO): glutaminyl-tRNA synthase (glutamine-hydrolyzing) activity
Source: RefSeq, a predicted model, not a curated record